Messenger RNA from Pocillopora damicornis (cauliflower coral), 1047 nucleotides. Its product is annotated as protein cereblon. The record is from RefSeq and is a predicted model, not a curated record. Lineage: Eukaryota; Metazoa; Cnidaria; Anthozoa; Scleractinia; Pocilloporidae.
GCUGUCUACAACGCAAUGUGCACGUAGCUCUUCCCGGUGGCCGGUCAUUGCUAUGAAAUCUCACCAUUGGAACCGUUUCCUAGCUCUUGUUGCUAUAGUAUGUUUAAGCGUUGAUGUAGCGUUUUCAACGAUUGUGGAAAUACAGCAACAUCAAGUUUGUAUAUUUGCAGAUACCUUGCUUUGUCGGCGGUGUGGGCAGGACAUCUCUGUGGCUGCAAACCUCAACAAUUUAGGUAGUAAACUGGCUCUGCGACAGAGGAAUGACACUAUUCUAGGGGUGAAACAGUGUCUUAUCCAGCUCUUCAAAAACCCUCAUGGUCAACAUUUUGAGCUAAUAACAGUAACAUCAGCUAAUAUCAAAAGUCUUGGUGAGGCCUUUGAGGAGCAUUCCUGGUUUCCAGGCUAUGCAUGGAGGGUAGCUGUUUGUUCUCAGUGUGGUGUCCAUAUGGGAUGGUCAUUUGAACAUCGUCAUCCUAAAGAUUAUGUGGAGAAAACUUCUAAAUUUUGGGAUGAUCUAUCCUCCCAUAAGGAACAGAAUAAAGGCAAUUCCAGAAUAAUUCACUCUUUUGUGGGCCUCAUAUACCCAAACCUUAUUGAGGAACACUAUGCAGACUCAUUGAUAGUGACACCAAAAGCAUACAGAAGUUAGAUGACAACACUUUUGAGCAGCUUUAACAACAGAAGUCAAUGGAAUAGUGCCUGAAAGUCCCUUACACUCUUGGUUUCUUAGUUUUUUUACAACUAAGUAAUAAUAUUACUCUGACUAACAGGCCCUUUAUGCAUUUGCCAAGCACUUAAUGACUUAAUGACCACAUAAGUUAAUGGAAUAGUGCCUGAAAGUUCUUGACACUCUUGGUUUCUUAGUUUUUCACAACUAAGUAGUAAUAUUACUUUGUGUGGCAGGCCUUUUAUGUAUUUGCCAAGCACUUAAUGACUUCUAAACCUGGAGCUUGUAUCCAUCCUGCAGAGGGUUUUAAAGCCAUCUUUGAUCAAAAGACUAAAAAUGUGAUGACUUCUCAUCCUAACCCUUUGGAUGACUAUAGAGCA